Molecule: messenger RNA, 3690 nt
Organism: Puntigrus tetrazona (Sumatra barb)
Lineage: Eukaryota; Metazoa; Chordata; Actinopteri; Cypriniformes; Cyprinidae
Gene: col10a1b
Product: collagen, type X, alpha 1b
Exons: 3
Coding region: 952-2931 (659 amino acids)
Molecular function (GO): protein binding
Source: RefSeq, a predicted model, not a curated record
AAAUUCUACCAACCCAUAGCACAGGAAAAUGAUUGGAACUGACAGAUAUGUUUUAACCAUAAUUACAAGCACAGAACUUCAACUGACCAGUGUUGUUCAUCUGACACUUUUCUAUCAACAAAAUCCUAAAAAUAACUUUUUAUGACUCCUUCUGGUAGUGCACCCAACAGUUCCCACGUGGGGACAAAAAAAAGACUUAAACUCUGCCCUCUGCUGUCCUGCAGUAGAAUUAACCAUAUUUCUACAAGUAUUAGAUUCUGACAUGCUAGAAAUAAAACCUGAAAUGCAAAAGCACAGGAAAUGCAUAGACCGAGGCUACACUACUAUUCUUUAACCAAGUAUCUUAUUCUUAAAGCUUUGUGCAAAUCAUUAUGCAGUAAACAUACUGCAUGCACACUAAAUGUACAGUUGGGAAGCUGAAUAAAUAUAUAAAUAACACACCUCCUGUAUAAAACAGCUGCAAAGAAAGAUUUUGCCCAAAAAUGCAUAUUUUGAAUAUGAUAAAAUAUUUAUGCAAACUACUUGCAUAAAAAUGUAAAUAAAAAGUGUGUGAGAGAGAGAGAGAGAGCGAGAGAGAGAGAGAGAGAGUGAGUGAGAGAGAGUGUGUGUGUGUCAACAUCCUAUUUUUUCAAUUUUAUUAUUUAUUAUUAUUAUUGCCUGUAAGGAUCAAAAGAAAGCAUGACCACAGAUCAAAGUGAUAAGAAACUACCACAUUAUGCAGGCACUCACAAGGGACACCAUACCCUUCAUUAAAACUGACAUCACACAAGGAGGGAGGGAGAUUUUGGGUGCUGCUGGAGAAGCAAAUUUGGUAUAAAUAGCAGAAUCCACUCCUGUGAACAGGACUUCCACGGACUGACUGGAAACUUACAAAUAUACAGAUUUGGCCGGGAAAGCUGCCCGACCACCUCUGACUUCUGGAGCUCCAGCCUGCUGGCUUAGCUUCCGACAAUGGACCUCAGAGUAACAAGCAUUCUUCUUCUCCUUGUGGUACUGGCUGAGGCGACCCCUGAUAGAUACUAUCAUGUGAAGAAACAGCCUUAUCCUACAAAAACUCACACUGUUGCUGGUGAACCUGGCAUUCCAGGUUCCCCAGGUGAACCUGGCCCCCCCGGCCCACCUGGCCCUGCAGGAAUUCCUGGUAAGAGCAGCGUUGGACACCCAGGUCCGCCUGGUCCACCUGGACCAUCAGGUCCAGCAGGCUACUCCUCACCUGGUAAACCUGGAAGCCCAGGCUCACCUGGAAAACCAGGCGCACCUGGCAUUCCAGGCGAGAAGGGACAUACAGGGCCUGUAGGACCUCAAGGUGCAAGAGGAGCACCAGGAUCACCUGGAAGCCCUGGACCUGCUGGCAUUUCUUCUACUGGAAAGCCUGGACCACAUGGUCUUCCAGGAGCAAUUGGCCCACGUGGAGAACCUGGCCUAAAGGGUCAUCCUGGAAUUCCUGGACAGCCAGGUCUGAAAGGAGAACCUGGCCAUGGUAUUCCAGGAGCACCUGGUGGCACAGGUGCAAUGGGCCCUCAGGGGGCUCCUGGUCAGCCAGGUCAGCCUGGUAUUGGAAAACCUGGACCAAGUGGAUUUCCUGGUGAGCCUGGAAAGCCAGGGAUGCCAGGUAGGGAUGGGUCACCGGGUCCUAUGGGCAUACCAGGCCCCAAGGGUCACACAGGGGCACCUGGAGUAGGAGCACCAGGAAAACCAGGUCAAAAUGGUGCUCCAGGAAUGCCUGGGGGGGUGGGACAAAAAGGUCCUCAAGGACCAGCAGGACAGCCAGGCGCUCCAGGUCUGCCAGGUACUGGCAAACCUGGAUCACCUGGAAUCCCAGGAGAUCGGGGGGUGUCCGGAUCACCUGGUACAACAGGCCAAAAGGGAGAACCAGGGCCAAUGGGUCACACUGGUCAUACAGGUGCUAUUGGCCCAAUAGGUCCACCUGGUCCUCAGGGUGCUAGGGGAUUCCAGGGAGAAGCAGGUCCACAGGGAGCUAAAGGUGACAUUGGUCUGGUUGGAGCACCAGGUCCAAGAGGUGCAAAGGGUGAGCAAGGUGCACAAGGCUUCUCAGGAAAACCUGGCAUUCCAGGUGCAGGUGGUCCACCAGGUCCAAUGGGUCAUAUGGGACAUCAGGGUUCCAAGGGCGAACCAGGAUUUACUGGUGCACCAGGUAUCCCAGGUACCAAGGGGCCACCAGGAGAAAAGGGACAUCCAGGACUUCAAGGGCCACAAGGUGCAAGGGGUGAAGGUGGUAUCCCUGGAGCAAGAGGACCAACAGGCCCAAUUGGACCUGUUGGCCCACCAGGGCUAAAGGGUCACCCAGGACUUCCAGGCCCCCCUGGCCCAGCAGGGCUCACAGCCAAGGGAAUUUCUGGACCUCAGGGUCCUCCUGGUAUCCCUGGUGCCAGAGGUCAUGAUGGUCUCCCAGGUCCCCAAGGACCUCCUGGGCCUCCUGGAGCUCCAGGCGAGAUAAUUUAUCACCAUGAGAAAAGCAUGCCAAUAAAAUCACAUGAGAUGGUAAUGCCCGUUAGUCACGAUCUGAUGAAGGCACCAAUGUCAGCAUUCACAGCUCUUCUUACCACAGCAUAUCCUAAUGCUGGAACACCAAUUGUAUUCAACCAGGUUGUUUACAAUGGAGAGAACCACUAUGAUCCCAGUACUGGCAUAUUCACCUGUCAGAUUCCAGGACUUUACUACUUUUCUUUCCAUAUGCAUGUCAAUGGAGCAAAUGCAUUGGUAGCACUUUACAAAAACACAGAUCCAGUCCUGUUCUCUUAUGAUGAGUACAACAAAGGUUUCCUUGACCAGAUGUCUGGCAGCGCUGUCCUCAUGUUGAAUUCCCAAGACACAGUGUACAUCCAGGUUCCAGAUGACCAGUCCAAUGGCAUUUAUGCUGAUGAUAAUGUUCACUGUUCUUUCUCUGGCUUCUUGAUUGCCUCAACGUGAUAAACACACUCAAGAAAACCUCAAUCUUUCUACUUCAAAAAUGUUCUGCCUUUAUACUCAUUGCCCCAAGAGUCAUGCAAAAUGGAAGAGGACGACUAAUUCAGAAAACAUGUCUGUAGCUUGUUGAUUUACAUAAGAGCUAUUUGUACGGAAAUAUUUUGAUAAUCUCAAUUAUUAUGGAACACCAAAAAAAAUGAUCAAGAAUUUAAUGGACCUGCUGCAUUUGCCUAAAGCCUGAAGUGAUAGUUGUGUAUUAAAAUGGUGCUAUGUGUUUGCCUUUUUCCUGUGCUCGCAUUUUAACAAAAUGUCAGUAUGCUUAGAAGACACAGUCUGUUAGCACACAAUGGUCUUUUUGAAGACUUUAAGUGAGCCAGGUUUGAAAUAAAUGGAUUCCAAAGUGAAUAAUAAUAACUGUUUGUUCUGUUCUGUUUUGUUUUGUUUGUUCAUUUAACUCUGUAAUAUCUCACAAGGUGUGCAUUAUAAUAACCAACACAAAUAAAGUUUUAGUGCCAGUGCUGAUGUUUGUUUAUGACUGUAGCAAAAGGUUAAUGCUUUUUUUUAAAAACGGAAGUCCUCAGUACAUAGACCUUUAUGUUUUCAUUCUGACUUCAAACCUUAGGAUAACUAGCGAUAAACAUUCAAAUUGUUAUGUAGAUAGGUCAAAUACUAUGUUCUGUUUGAUAUACCUACUUAGAAUUUUACAGACAUUAUGUAAUAUCAGAAUUAAAUUAAAGAAUGAAUAAGAAAGAUAUAAGAGGG